GGACUGGUAUUGUUCCAUGAUGGAUUAGUGCUGUUCCAAGAUGGACCCGUGUUGUUCCAAGACGGGAUGGUGUUGUUCCAGGACGGGAUGGUGCUGUUCCAAGACGGGAUGGUGCUAUUCCAAGAUGGAUCGGUGUUGUUCCAAGACGGGAUAGUGCUGUUCCAAGACGGGAUUGUGCUAUUCCAAGAUGGAUUGGUAUUAUUCGGAUUGGUGUUGUUCCAAGAUGGAUCGGUGUUGUUCCAAGACGGGAUGGUGCUAUUCCAAGAUGGAUUGGUAUUAUUCGGAUUGGUGUUGUUCCAAGAUGGAUUGGUGUUGUUCCAUGACGGGAUGGUGCUGUUCCAAGACGGAAUGGUGCUAUUCCAAGAUGGAUUGGUAUUAUUCGGAUUGGUGUUGUUCCAUGACGGAAUAGUGCUAUUCCAAGAUGGAUUGGUGCUGUUCCAGGAUGGAUAA
This is a messenger RNA of Lottia gigantea (owl limpet), 450 nucleotides long. RefSeq lists its product as hypothetical. The record is from RefSeq and is a predicted model, not a curated record. Lineage: Eukaryota; Metazoa; Mollusca; Gastropoda; Lottiidae. The transcript has a single exon. The annotation marks the transcript as partial.